Molecule: messenger RNA, 422 nt
Organism: Fopius arisanus
Lineage: Eukaryota; Metazoa; Arthropoda; Insecta; Hymenoptera; Braconidae
Product: superoxide dismutase 1 copper chaperone-like
Exons: 4
Coding region: 122-412 (96 amino acids)
Biological process (GO): superoxide metabolic process
Molecular function (GO): metal ion binding
Source: RefSeq, a predicted model, not a curated record
GGAAAAACGGAGUUGGAUAAAAAAGCUGGGCAAUUGGACUAUAUCACAGACCGCAGAAGUCGUUAGGAAAGAAUUAGACAAUCAUGGGAUUCAAGGACGAGUCUAUGUACUAUUGACUAAAAUGAGAAAACGAAAGGAGAUAUUAGAGAGUGAAGAGAAAAUGGUUGAGGCUAAUACAGAGGCGACCGGUGUUCUGGACAAGGAGAAUAGUUCAACAUCAAAAUUUGAUGGAAAUAGUGGCCAGAAACUAGGGUGUGGAAUUAUCGCGAGAUCAUCAGGAGUCUUCGAAAAUACGAAAAGAAUUUGUGCCUGCGAUGGGACGACCCUGUGGGAUGAGCGAGAUGAGUCUAAACAAAAAGGUUCAUUCAAAAAUACUUUCAUAUAUCCAGUUUUUACUUAUGAGGAGGGCUGAAGGUAUUUAU